UGCCCAAAUAACUGUUGACAUCAAGUUAUUGUUGUUGUUGUUGCUGCUGCUGCUGCUAGGACAUUACACGUGACCUUUGAAGACCAGGUCAGAACUAGCAAUUGCUCUAGGGCUCUAGGUGCCGUAGGUGGCUCUUUGCAAUUCAUUCGCUGACGCGGGAAACUGACGAAACUUAUCGGAUGCUAUGUGUAUCUCCAUGACUUUGCAGCUGAACUCUCCACCACUGCGCAGCUCGCUCGAACAGCAGAGCUGGUUUUUCGCUCCAGCCAGGCGACCGAAGCACAGAAGGAGGAGAAGCAAAGGGUCGAAGAACUCUUGCAGGAGACACGACGGGCGAAAGAGUCCUCGGAGUCCUCCAGCGUGGCUCAGAGUCGGCAGGCUCAGGCGGACUUCGAUGCCAAGUUGGCCAUGCUCGAAAAGCAGCACACGGACUUCCAGCGUGAGGCCGCCGCAAGAGCUCAACAACUGGAAGAGCAGCGGCAAGAACUUCGGAAGGAUCUGGAGCAGGAGCGCGAGCGGGCCAGAACGGAAGCACAGGAGCUGCAAAAGCAGCAGCUGGAGGUACGCAGCGAGCUGGAGCAAGAGCGCCAACGUCGUUUGUCAGAGGUGGCUGACCUGCAAUACCAGCUGGGCCGCGCACACAGUGCAAAUGAAAACCAAGAAAGGGAGAAGGAGAGGAUUGAAUCUGCUCUGAAGGAGACCCAGCGCGCGAAAGACUCCUUUGAAGCUUCCAGCAUGGCUGAAAGUCGGCAAGCGCAGGCCGAUUAUGCAGCUCAGUUGGCGAUGCUGGAGAAGCAGAGGGAGGAAUCCCAGCGCGAGGCUUCAGCCAAAGCACAGGAGAUGGAGAAGCAGUCUUUGCAGAUCCAGGAGUUGUCGCAGAAGCAGGAGGAGCUCCUGGACACUCUGAAGCACAAGGAGCAGCAAGUCCAGGAGCUGACGACUGCUGCGGCGGAAUUUCGGCAAAGCUCCCAGCAAGAGCAGAAGGAGAUGCAAGACGCUUACGAUCGUCUACAGCAGGAGCUGGAGCAGGAACGCCAGCGUGGUGAUGCCGAAGCACAGGAGCUGCAACGGCAGCUGGCGGAGGCACGUGCAGCGACCGAAGGCAAAGUGAAGGAAUUGGAGAUGAUCCAAGGAACUUUGAAGGAGACGCAGCUGGCCAAAGAAGCAUUUGAAGCGUCCAGUGCUGCAGAGAGUCGCGAGGCGCAGGCCACGUUUGAGUCCAAGUUGGCCAUGAUGGAAAAGCAGCACAGGGACUUUCAGCUUGACGCGGCCGAUCAAGCUCAACAGCUUCUGGAUCAGCGCCAAGAGCUUCAGAAGGAGCUGGAGAAUGAGCGUGAACGCAGCCAAGCUCAAGAAGGGAGGCUGCAGGCAGAGCUUGCAGAAACCAAUGCGGCUCUCGAAGGGCAGAAGCAGGAGAAGCAGAGGUUUGAAGCAUUGCUGAAGGAGGCCGAGCUCUCAAAAGAAGAACUGCAAUCCUCAAGCGAUGCCGAAAGUCGACAAGCGCAGGCCGAGUUUGCCUCGAAGGUGGCCAUGAUGGAACAGCAGCACCGGGACGCCCUGUGUGAAGCAGCUGCUGCUGCCGCCAAGCUUGAAGAGCAGCACCAAGAGCUUCAGAAGGAGCUGGAGAAUGAGCGUGAACGGGGCAGAGCUGAAGAGCAGAGGUUGCAGACAGAGCUGGCAGAAACCAACUCUGCCUUGGACGCACAGAAGCAAGAGAAGCAGACGAUCGAAGGAUUGCUGAAGGAGACCCAGCUCGCAAAAGAAGAGCUGCAAUCUUCAAGCGCCGCUGAAAGUCGACAAGCGCAGGCGGACUUUGCGGCAAAGGUGGCCGUGAUGGAAAAGCAGCAUGAGGAUGCCCAGCACGAAGCAGCUGCUGCCGCCGCCAAGCUUGAAGAGCAGAGGCAAGAACUUCAGAAGGAGCUGGAGAAGGAACGUGAACGUGGCAGAGCUGAAGAGCAGAGGCUGCAGACGGAGCUCGCGGAAACGAACUCUGCUUUAGAAGCAGAGAGGCAGGAGAAGCAGAGGAUUGAAGGAUUGCUGAAGGAGACCCAGCUCUCCAAAGAAGAACUGCAAUCCUCAAGUGCUGCUGAACGUCAACAAGCGCAGGUUGACUUUGCAGCGAAGGUAGCCGCGAUGGAACAGCAGCAUGAGGACACCCAGCGUGAGGCAGCUGCUGCAGCCGCCAAGUUUGAGGAGCAGCACAAAGAACUUCAAAAGGAAUUGGAGAAUGAGCGUGAGCGUGGCAGAGCUGAAGCGCAACAGCUGCAGACGCAGCUUGCCGAAACCGAUUCAGCUUUGGAAGCAGAGAAGCAGGAGAAGCAGCGGAUCGAAGGAUUGCUGAAGGAGACCCAGCUGGCAAAAGAAGAACUGCAAUCCUCAAGUGCUGCUGAAAGUCGACAAGCCGAGGCCGACUUCGCGUCCAAGGUGGCCGUGAUGCAACAGCAGCAUGAGGACGCCCAGCGUGAAGCUGCUGCUGCAGCUGCCAAGCUUGAGGAGCAGCGUCAAGAACUUCAGCAGGAGCUGCAGAAAAGCUCAGAGAAGGUACAGCUGCAGGAGACGAACCUCAAGGAUGCCUACACUCGGCAAUUUGAGUUGGAGAUAGCCAUUCAAACAGCGGAUGAAGAAAAGCAAGAGCUCACGAGCAACGUUGACAGCCUCACGGCCGAACGAAGAGCGAUCGAAUUGGAGCGAGACGAGCUUCAGGACAGCUGUGAGCACACCAAGAAGGAGCUCAAUGAGGUGCUCCAGAGCCACCGUGCUGCCGAAGCGGACUUGCAGCGCCAGCUGGCGGAACUUCGGGAAGAAAGCGGGUUCCUGGAGACGUGGCAUCAAACCAAAGUCUUGGAGCUGGAACAGAAGAUCGAGAAGUUGAAUGCGGAGAACGCAGAGAAGGUGACGAUUUUGGAGAAGGAGCGGAAGGCGGUGGAAGAAGAGCGAGAUGCUCUACAACAACACUUGGACCUCACGCAACAAGAGUUGGACCAGGCCCAUGAAGCCCAACGAGCCACUGAAGCAGAACUCACCGGCGCAGCGAGCUUUGGAGAUCUCGGAAAAGGUCGAACUCUUGGAGAAGGAGCGCACGGCCAUCGAACACGAGCGGGAUGCGCUUGGAGCACAUCUGGACCUGGCCAAGAAGGAAUUGGAACAGGUGAGGAGCGACAUGGAGGAGAACGCUGCCGCGGCGCAGAAGGAGAAGCAGCAACUCCUAAGUCAACUCUCUGAUAUGGAGGCCGUGAGUCCUUGGGGCCGCUUCGAAAUGAGACCGACAAGCAAGAGGGCAUACAGGUUGAUCAUGG
Molecule: messenger RNA, 3296 nt
Organism: Durusdinium trenchii
Lineage: Eukaryota; Dinophyceae; Suessiales; Symbiodiniaceae
Source: the annotation of a GenBank genome assembly